Messenger RNA from Ostrinia nubilalis (European corn borer), 1091 nucleotides. Its product is annotated as histone H4. The transcript has a single exon. Lineage: Eukaryota; Metazoa; Arthropoda; Insecta; Lepidoptera; Crambidae. Gene Ontology annotation, biological process: nucleosome assembly. Bases 533 to 844 code for a protein of 103 amino acids. Gene Ontology annotation, cellular component: nucleosome. Gene Ontology annotation, molecular function: structural constituent of chromatin; DNA binding; protein heterodimerization activity. The record is from RefSeq and is a predicted model, not a curated record.
ACUGGCCCCCGGAUCAUUACCUACACAAAUAAUUAUUUAAUUGAUAUUGAUGAUUUUAUUUAUUUUUUAAGAAAAAUAUAACACGUAGAGCGAGCGAGCGAGCGAGGGAGAGAGAGAGAGAGAGAGAGAAUGUGUUGAAUAUUUCCAUCUCUGUCGUGCGAGUGGUGACGCAUUAUUUUAGUCGAGAGCGAGACGGAACCCCUUUUUCUUUUCCAUUAAUUUGUUUUUAAUUCAAUGGAAUUUAUUAAUUAUUACUUAAUAUAAUAAUAACAUAAUAUAAAAAUAUAUAGGUACUUAUUUUAAAGUAAAAUCAUCAACGAUACUCCGUCUCUGUCGCACUAGCGCUCGCACACGCGAGAGUGAGAGAAGACAUGGCCCCCCCGCUGCCGCCCGCCCCUCGUUCGCUUUACGAAUGAUAUAAAAGUCAGGCUCUGCCUAGUUUCGGGCACAGUCUCGUUCGAGUAAUCGUCUCUCGCACACACUAUCGGUGUGCGCACGUGUAAAUCGAAACCACUGAACCAAAUCAAGCAAGAUGACCGGUCGCGGUAAGGGAGGAAAGGGUCUGGGAAAAGGAGGCGCCAAGCGCCACAGGAAGGUGCUCCGUGACAACAUCCAGGGUAUCACCAAGCCCGCCAUCCGUCGUCUCGCUCGCAGAGGUGGCGUGAAACGUAUCUCCGGUCUGAUCUACGAGGAGACGCGUGGUGUGCUGAAGGUGUUCCUUGAGAACGUGAUCCGUGACGCCGUCACUUACACGGAGCACGCCAAGAGGAAGACCGUCACCGCCAUGGACGUCGUCUACGCUCUGAAGCGUCAAGGUCGCACCCUGUACGGUUUCGGUGGUUAAACCAACCGCUGCCGCUGAAUCGUCGUCGUGUGGCGCAUCAUCAUCGCCGCGCUGCUUGUUGUUGGCGCAACUACGACGCUACGAGGAUGAUCGCAAAACGAUCACAAAUACACAAAAGGCCCUUUUCAGGGCCGCACAAAUUUCGUUAAUUAUAAUGACUGUUUCUAUCGAAGACUUUACACAAUAAUAAUUAACUACCUAUAUUAUAUUAAUAAUUCCUGUUAUUGCUCUCACAUGGCAUGGCACA